This is a messenger RNA of Exophiala oligosperma, 3444 nucleotides long. RefSeq lists its product as uncharacterized. The coding region runs from base 212 to 3121 and encodes 969 amino acids. Gene Ontology annotation, molecular function: glycerophospholipase activity; metal ion binding. The transcript has 2 exons. The record is from RefSeq and is a predicted model, not a curated record. NCBI's taxonomy places the organism in Eukaryota, Fungi, Ascomycota, Eurotiomycetes, Chaetothyriales, Herpotrichiellaceae. Gene Ontology annotation, cellular component: cytoplasm.
UAAAGAGAACUGCUUUCAUUAUUCAUAUUCAUACCUAGAGUCUGUCCCUUGUUUUUCCAUCAAUUGUCUCCUCACCUUCGGCCUCUCUGGCCCAUAAUCUUCUAGCCCUUGACAGUUCUGUGUCGGUGUGUUUUGGAGACCACCGCCAAAGCCUACUAAUGCCGUCACAUUGGAUCGAUUUCCGGCCCUCGUAAGGGCUAUUCGGAAAGGAAUGGCUGAGUCAUCGAGACCAGCUUCUUCGUUCUUGGGCUCAAUUACCUCUUGGAGCAGGAGUAAUACUCCUCCGCCAAAGUCUCCUCUCGUAAAACCAAGCGAAGGCUCUCCGGGCUUGAAACAGUCGACAGGUCUCGACCACACUAUCAAUCUCCGACCGUCACCCAGUCUCCGCAAAUAUCCGAAAGACUGUCCGCCGCUCAAGGCGCGAUGGUACUAUGCGGUUGACGUGGCCAAACGAAAACCUUUUGCGGCAGAGACGAAUUCUGAUGAAAAGCCAAAGCCCCCACAGGUCCCAAAGAAAUUGGUACCAUUUUCGGCAUCUGACUCGGCAGCCAUCGAGAAGGCGUUUCAGUCACUUGAUAAUGAUGAGGCGGCCCAUCGUGAUGGCUCCGAGGUUACGAGCACCAAAGUCCCUGUUAAUGAGGACUACCUUUUCGACGUCCACAUCGAAAAACGUGAGCUAGAGCCCGCCUACUGGCUUGGCCCAGUAUAUGAAGUUCGUCGAGGAAGUUGGUUCUACAGUGAUGGUUCAUCCUUGAAGCCCUGCGAUGAGAAUCUUGCCAAUCAACUUGAAGAAGGCUAUCUAAAGGUUGCCGCAUGGAGAAGGAUAGGUCUGACGGGACAGCGAUCUACCUCGCAACCCCGGAGCAGGCCGACUUCUGGGGUGUUUGAUGGCACGGCUCACUCGGCACAACCUUCGCAAGAUGAUAAUCAAUCUACCCCAUCAAAUAUCUACCGUCUUUUCGGAUCACAUAUGAAUACAACUGUGACCUAUCAAGAUGCUACCGUUGCGUAUCUGUCCACUGAUGACUUCCUGUCACGAAUGAGCAGUACGGUAUAUGGGCGAUUUGUUGGUUAUGGCGGAACCAAGGUAGUACGCGGUUGGACAGAUUUAAAAGUGGCGGAUGGCAAGGCUACCGAUUCAAAGGCCGACUCCAAAACGGCCGAUGGCACCAGUACGAAAGAGAAGCGUCGGUCUGCCAAAAUUCCGGCAGAAGUAGCUCCAGUUGUCGAUGAUAAGGUAGAAGAAGAACCUGAGAAACCUCGUCGAACCGCUCUUGAGAGACAAAUCUCAUCCCUUGCCGGCAUGCCAGACACUCAAGACUCGCAAAGUCAAGCCGAAGAAGAUGCUCGGGAAGAGGAAGAACGAGAAAUGGAAGAGGCUCGAGAAAAAGACGGUGAAGAUCAAGCUCGACAGAUCGAUCAUUUGGUUCUUGUUACGCACGGCAUUGGUCAACGUCUCGGUCUGAGGCUAGAUAGUAUCAAUUUCAUCCACGAUGUCAAUACUCUUCGAAAGACCAUGAAGGCAGUCUAUGGAUCAGCUCCUGAUCUACAGGCACUUAGCGGUGAGCCCAAAAACUGCAGAGUCCAGGUAUUACCGGUGUGCUGGCGGCACCUCUUGGAUUUCCCAAAGCAGAGCCUAAAGCAAAAUCGCAAAGAAUUCGACCUUGGAGAUGCCGAUGACGGUUUUGAUGAUGAGUACCCUUCCUUGCAGGACAUCACCGUGGAGGGGGUACCAGCUGUCCGCAAUCUGAUCACCGACCUUGCCAUGGACGUCCUCCUGUACCAAAGCGCGUACCGAGAACACAUUGCGUCCAUCGUACAGAAAGAAUCGAACCGAGUUUAUCAGCUCUUCAAACAGCGCACGGGGUUUUCGGGGAAAGUCAGCUUUUGUGGUCAUUCUCUCGGCAGUGCGAUCCUGUUCGACAUAUUGUGCCGUCAAGAAGAGCCCAGCAAGACAAGACCGCGACGGGUGUCCAGCAAGACCUCUAGAGAGUUCAAUGUCGAACAAAAGGAUCUGCACCUCGAUUUUGACGUGGAGAAUUUCUUUUGUGUCGGAUCUCCGAUAGCCCUUUUUCAGAUGCUCAAGGGAAGAACGAUCGCCGCUCGGUCCACGUUGGGCGCCAGUACUUUUGGUGCAGCUGCUGUACCUACUUCUCCCUUUGAUCCGGACCCAAUGCUGAACGACCCUUUUGACAGCUCACUGAAACCACCGGGUUCCGGUGCCGCCGCCAGAGACAUUAUCCCAAUCAGCACGUCAUCCCCCAAAUGCCGUGAACUCUACAACAUAUUCCAUCCGACAGACCCUAUAGCUUAUCGAAUGGAACCGCUCAUAUCUUCGGCGAUGGCACAAUUGAAAUCCCAACCUCUCCCGUACACCAAGAAGGGUCUGUUUGCGGCGCCCGGCAUCGCCAAUGUGACGGCCCGUAUGGGCCAACAAGUCAUGUCGAGCUGGUACAAUCUCACGUCCGGGGUGGCGUCGAGUUUGAUCAACAGGAGUUUGGGGAUUACGGGUGAAGAACAGGCUCUGCCACAAGACAAAGCAAAGGCAUCUGGUGGUCCGACAACAUCAACAUCAUCAUCAUCGGCUCCUACGUCGACUCAUCAAUCCAACACGACACCACAUGUCCCCGUUGUUUCAAGCGACAAGAAACAACAAGAGCUCGCCAACAUGGCCAAAUCUUCUCCUCCGACCGAACAAGCGCCGACAUUGAUCGACUCGGAGAUUGAAACGCUCUACGCAGGGUUUCAGAGACGUCGACGAUCACACGAUGCUUCUACCGACGGAACCGGUGGUGAGGAAGGUCACGGUUCAUCGGCCGGAUUUGGUGCUGGUGUUGGCGGUGCUGGUUCAUCGGAAUAUCAUCACUUGUCACAGGAAAGGGCUCGGAAACUGAAACGUGAAGAGAUGAAGGUCAGGGCCUUGAACAGCAAUGGCCGAGUGGAUUACCACAUUCAAGAAGGCAUGUUUGACGUGUCGUUGCUUGCCAGCAUCGCCAGUCAUUUGAGUUAUUGGGCAGAUGAGGAUGUCAAUCAUUUCAUGAUUGGUCAAAUGUUGAAGACGAGGGGACACGACAGAACCAACAGCAACAAAGGACGAGAUGGGUAUUCUUCGUCGUGGUGAGUAUACGUGCCUUGGAGAAGGGAUGGGAAGUUUUUUUUUGUUAAAAAAAAAACAAAAACAGUGUGUUUCUUCCUUUCUUCUUUGGUACUACGGAUCCUCUCGUCUCAGAAAAUAUUCAAAAGGUUCUCACCUCCCAAAACACUGUCGUUUUCUUCGGUUCGUUUCCUCUAAAGAUCUCCUACCUCGUCGUCCUCGUCCUCGUCCUCUUCUUCCCGCCAACGUCCGUACUCGACCUCUUUGAUCCUCUCUUGCUGUUGGUUUUGAUUUUGCUUUGGUUCCAUGGUUGUCUCCUUCUCAUCACUCACGUCGUCGUCAUUCUCAUC